UGCAGAACAUUGACAACAUGGAUGAAGACUUUCACCCACUGACACUGAAGAGGAGCACCGUGCCCCCGUACGUCCCUACAGCACGCCGAAACACCAUCCCUGGAUAUACAGGCAGAGCUGUUUAUGCUAACUGUGCUGCUGAUGCUGCAGUGUCUGUCUCAGCUGUCUCCGGUUCUGCACACUCCUCUGGGACAAUCAAGGAAUCCGGAAGUCCAACGUUUGGCCGUGCAGCGCCCCUGUCUCGAAUGGUGACCACCGUGACCCCCGGCAACCCCUUCCUGAGACCUGCGCCUCCUGUCCCCCACAAAGGCACGCCAGGAGGCAUUAGACAAAGCAGAUGAGAAAGUUUUGAAGGUGUCAGCUUCCUUUUUAUGCCAUCCAAUCUGUUUAUAUGAAUACGUCUAUAAUGAUGUGAUGUCAGUGACUGAUUCGGAGGGAGUUGGAGAAUAAUGAGAUGCCCCAUUAUCAUAAUUUCCCUGAUUUAGAUGAGUGGUUUUCUAACUCUGGGUAGUGAGCUCUUGCA
Messenger RNA from Perca flavescens (yellow perch), 523 nucleotides. RefSeq names its product sperm microtubule inner protein 7 (gene spmip7). Lineage: Eukaryota; Metazoa; Chordata; Actinopteri; Perciformes; Percidae. The record is from RefSeq and is a predicted model, not a curated record. The transcript has 3 exons. Bases 18 to 341 code for a protein of 107 amino acids.